AUGUUAAAGUACUUGAUUGAUACUGGAUUCUUCAAUGUUGGUUACCUGUUGGAGGAAUCAGAGAGUGUGGCCAACUACCUAUAUUCUACACGCUCAUCUUCCACCAUCAACUUUGUACUGGAUGAGAAUAACUUCCCCAAGCAACUUGUGAAUAGGAUCAAGGCCUGUGCAACUAAGUCUGAAUCACCAACCAACAUUCUUAUGACUGGUGAUACAACACUCAUUGAUCUGUUGAUUGGAAGAACUACAGAUCUAUCUCACAUUGCUGAUUCCAAAUUCGACAUACUUCCAAAUGCAACACCAACUCAACAACUGGAACACAUUGAAAGGUUGAAGAAUCACAAGCUUCUGCAAGUUGAUACACCAAGAACACAGGAACUAUCACAGCUUGAACAAUCAUUGGGAAUAUCAACUACAAGAGCAAAUGUAAUACUAUCAUCACAUAUUGAGAAGGAGUUGAUCGACAUUGGAGAUGAGUCCAGGAUGAUCUUUGCCAAACUGGCAGCACGACAAAUGUGCAAGGACUAUGUCAAGCAGACCUACAUUAAGACAGGUGAUUGCCUUCUCAUACCAUAUCUUAACGAACUGUGGGGAUACGAUUCAAACCUACUCAACAUCAUUGUGAAGCAUGGAACUGUCACUCAGGCAAAGGUACAGGUUGGCUACUGGAUUGAAUAUCUUCCAAGGAACAAUCUCUCUAGAUUCCCAAGCUCACCUUGCAACGGUCAAUUGUUUGACUUCUUUGCGAAAUGUGAUAAUCACUCCAAUGGACUACAGGUGGUCCGCUAUCUCAAUGAUAAGAGCUUCAUAUCGACCCGCUUCGAUGAUGGUUCCAAUACACCUUUAUUCCUUGGUGACAUGGACUGCAUCAACUUCCUCUUGUCAAAGAACAAUAGAAUAUUCCCGUGGCUCACACACCUCAAUAUUGUUGACCUCGACCUAUGCAUCUACGUUCUUCAAACACAAUGCAGCUACAUCAGUGAUCAGUGGGCUUACCUGGUUGCAUUGGCUGCUGUUUCAAUUCGCGACAUACCAUUGAUCCACAGAUUGAUCAGUCUGCGACCUGGCAUAUUCAAAAAGUCUGGACUGCUGAUGUUGGCAUAUUCCUUGGGCGGCGAUUUAUCACCAAGGUUGGAGAAGUCCUUGGCAAAAAUAUCAUCUUUAUUCCACUGGAGGAGGAUUGGUGAUUUUAGCAACAUUGAUGUGUUUGAAGGUGCCUACAAACAUCUGACCUCUGGCGCAGAUCGUGAUGAGCUCCUACUGAAUAUGAUUGAGAGAGCCGUCUAUCUCAAUAGAAUUGAGACAUGGACAGUUGGAGGAACUGGUUGGAAUAGCAGUUAA
Molecule: messenger RNA, 1341 nt
Organism: Acytostelium subglobosum LB1
Lineage: Eukaryota; Evosea; Eumycetozoa; Acytosteliales; Acytosteliaceae
Exons: 2
Coding region: 1-1341 (446 amino acids)
Source: RefSeq, a predicted model, not a curated record